This is a messenger RNA of Oncorhynchus tshawytscha (Chinook salmon), 4020 nucleotides long. Its product is annotated as SRSF protein kinase 1. The coding region runs from base 94 to 2184 and encodes 696 amino acids. The record is from RefSeq and is a predicted model, not a curated record. NCBI's taxonomy places the organism in Eukaryota, Metazoa, Chordata, Actinopteri, Salmoniformes, Salmonidae. Gene Ontology annotation, biological process: regulation of mRNA processing; protein phosphorylation; spliceosomal complex assembly. The transcript has 15 exons. Gene Ontology annotation, molecular function: protein kinase activity; ATP binding.
UUUAAUCUGAAGGUUUCCUCAUUGCCAUACCAAAGUGACGUCAUCGUUUGUGCUGCUGGCAGAACGAACGUCUCUGAAACUACCGGAUCCAACAUGGAGAGAAAAGUUCUAGCACUUCAAGCAAGGAAGAAGAGGGCGAAAGCAAAGAAGUCGAGCAAGAAACAGCCAGCCCACCCCAGGGGUGCAGCACCCCAGCAGCAGCCCCAGCCAGAGGCCUCUCCCCAGGAACCAGAUGAGCCUGAGGAGAUCUUAGGCUCUGAUGAUGAGGAGCAGGAGGAUCCCAAUGACUACUGCAAGGGUGGCUACCACCAUGUAAAGAUAGGAGAUCUGUUCAAUGGGAGGUACCAUGUGAUCAGGAAGCUGGGCUGGGGACACUUCUCCACUGUGUGGCUGGCUUGGGACAUUCAGGUGAAGAGGUUUGUGGCUAUGAAAGUGGUGAAGAGUGCAGAGCAUUACACAGAGACGGCUGUAGAUGAGAUCAAACUGCUCAGAUCUGUGAGAAACACGGACCCUGACGAUCCCAAGAGGGAGAUGGUGGUUCAGCUACUGGAUGACUUCAAGAUCUCCGGUGUCAACGGGACUCAUGUGUGCAUGGUGUUUGAGGUGCUGGGGCACCACCUACUGAAGUGGAUCAUCAAGUCCAACUACCAGGGCCUUCCUCUGCCCUGCGUCAAGAGCAUCAUACGACAGGUUCUCCAGGGGUUGGACUACCUUCACACCAAGUGUGAGAUCAUCCACACUGACAUCAAGCCAGAGAACAUCCUGUUGACGGUGAAUGAGCCAUACGUGAGGAGGCUGGCCGCGGAGGCUACAGAGUGGCAGAAAGCAGGAGCUCCCCCUCCCUCAGGGUCCGCAGUCAGCACAGCUCCAGCUCCAAAAGCAACGACCAAAAUGUCCAAGAACAAGAAGAAGAAAUUAAAGAAGAAGCAGAAGCGUCAGGCGGAGCUGUUGGAGAAGUGCAUUCUGGAUCUGGAGGAGAUGGAGAAGGCUCCGGAGAGGGAGGAGGAGGAGGAGGAUGAUGAAGAGGGUCCGGAGUCUCCCGUAUCUCCCAAGCAGCAGCGGCCAUAUUGUGCUCCUCUCAGACAAGUCUCCUUACAGGAAGUAGCCAGCCAAGACACAGCAGGAUGCAUAGCGGGUGCGGAGGUGACGUGGUUAGGACCAGAAGGGAUAAUAACAGAAGCAGAAGUGAACUGUAACGGCCUUCAUCCUGAGGCAGAGGACAAUGAAACGGAGGAGAGGAAGGCACAGUGGAGAGAGCAAGACCAACACAACGGUAACGUAGACCAAACAGGGGCUUGUCCUCUUCUUCAGGACUCUCCACCACCUCAACACGUGUAUAACGGCCUGGUGUCCCCGGAUACCCCAGAGAGUGAGGAAGGGAGUGGAGCACCGACCAGGAAGGAGGCUGAAAUAAAGACUAAAGCAUCCGAGAUGACUGAGAUGAAAAGCUUUGGUGGCCGGGAGGAGCUAUCGUCAGAGGAGCAGAAGAAUCAGGAAAGGAGUCAAGUGGAAGUCACAGAGGAGGCGCAGGGCAGGAGUCGUGGAGAGGAGGCCACAGAGGAGGCGCUGGAGAACGUCCAGUAUGGAGGAGAACAGGAGAGUCUGAAGGAUGGUGAGAAGAUGGCCAAAUUAGCAGCGGGGAACCUCCUGGUGAACCCUCUGGAGCCACUCAAUGCAGACAGACUGAAGGUCAAGAUAGCAGACCUGGGCAAUGCUUGCUGGCUGCACAAGCACUUUACAGAAGACAUCCAGACGAGACAGUACCGUUCUCUAGAGGUGCUCAUAGGGUCUGGCUACAACACACCAGCUGACAUAUGGAGUACAGCCUGCAUGGCGUUUGAGCUGGCCACUGGGGACUACUUGUUUGAGCCUCAUUCCGGGGAAGAUUACUCGAGGGACGAAGACCAUAUCGCAUUGAUCAUCGAGCUGCUGGGGCAAGUCCCACACAAACUCGUAACAGCUGGGAGAUAUUCCAAGGAUUUUUUCACCAAGAAAGGGGACCUGAAGCAUAUCACCAAGCUGAAGCCGUGGGGGUUACUAGAGGUGCUGCAGGAUAAGUACGAGUGGUCCAAAGAGGAGGCUGAUUGUUUCGCUGACUUCCUCCUCCCCAUGCUGGAGCUGGUACCAGAGAAGAGGGCCACGGCUGCAGACUGCCUGCGCCACCCCUGGAUCGCCCCCCAGUGACGGCCCCCCAGUACUGCAAUGCGAAACACCUAGGGCCUGUUCAGUCGGCAAACGUUUUUGAAUGUUGCAGCUAAUUCGAAUGACUGGAGCUGACUUAACUCAUUUUUCUACUUGUCAUUGAGGCAUGUUUGUUCUCCGUUAAGGAGUUCUAUCCGAACGUUCCAUAACGUUUUGCCCUGCUGAAUGCGGCCCGGCCUGGUUUGCCCCUGAUGAAACCUUCCAACCACUGUAAUGUAAAACCCUGGGGCUAUGUUCAGGAGUAUGUAACCUCCAGUAAGCCCAACUCCGGUCCUCCAGUAAGCCCAACUCCGGUCCUCCAGUAAGCCCAACUCCGGUCCUCCAGUAAGCCCAACUCCGGUCCUCCAGUAAGCCCAACUCCGGUCCUCCAGUAAGCCCUACAGCAGCCUUUUGUUGUAGACCUGGACAAACACACCUGAUACAGCUCAUUGAGGACCUGAUGAAUAGUUGAAUCAGGUGUGCUUAUCUGAGAAUGUGUACUGUUGUGGAGUUAGGAAAUACUGUGGGAAAUGACUCCAAAUGUGAAAGUAGUGUUUCACAUCCCUGAAUUACAUCCCUAGAUGUAUACUCUCUAGUGGAGGCAUCUGGCCACUGGGAUGCAAAUUAAACCUCUUACAAGAGACUUGUUGCAACAGAUCACUUUCCAAUUGGAUCAUCUGAGAUGGCUAUUUAUUUUGGGUUUGUAUUCUUACAUUUUGUUCUUAUUGUCAUCAAGGACUCUUUGUCUUUUUUUUUAAAUAUUUGUUUCUCCUUUUUUCUUUCCUUUUGUACUGAUGUUUAAGAAGCUAGUAGACAACACUGACCAUAUAAACCAAUCAUUUUGAUGGUCCACAAUUCUGUGCUCUGUACACUUCUCAUCCAUGUACACUAUAUAUACAAAGUAUGUGGACACCCCUUCAAAAUUAGUGGAUUUGGCUAUUUCAGCCACUGAUGCUGACAGGUGUAUAAAAUCGAGCAUGCAGCCAUGCAAUCUCCAUAGACAAACAUUGGCAGUAGAUUGAAUGGCCUUACUGAAGAGCUCAAUGACUUUCAACGUGGCACCGUCAUAGGAUGCCAUCUUUCCAAAAAGUCAUUUUGUCAAAUUUCUGCCCUGCUAGAGCUGCCACGAUCAGCUGUAAAUGCUGUUGUUGUGGAAACGUCUUGGAGCAACAACGGCUCAGCCGUGAAGUGGUAGGCCACACAAACUCACAGAACAGGACCACCGACAACGUCAACUCCAUAUUAAUGGUUUUGGAAUGAGAUGUUUGUUGAGUGGGUGUCCACAUACUUUUGGUUAUGUAGUGUAAGAUAGUGAUUGUGAUUCCCACCACCAUCUUGCUUUGUUCUACCCCAGCACAAGACCUGGAGCAGAACACGAUCAAGGAACUGUAGUCACUAGUGCCCUCCACCACUUUUCUCUGUCAUAUAACUUGAUACCACUUGGUUUUUCCUCUGAUAAAGGCUAAGAGUACUAAUGUGUUACACCUUCACCCAUAAGGCAUUUUGUUUUGUAUUAGGAAGUUGCACAUAGGGCAAACGAACAUGAACAAAUGUGUAGGUUGCACUCCACUCUCUUUUCUGACUGAACAAUUUCUAGUUCUCCACAGGAAAUUCAUUUAGAGGACUGUCUAGCUGUUCAGAUCAGUAAAAUCCAUACCACCUUUUUUGUACAGAAUCUGUUAUUGUUCUACCUUGUCAUUGAUUCAUUCUCAUUGGAUAAGAGACUGGUUUUCUCAUGUUUUGUGAGUUUCAUUAAGUAAUAUUAUGUUCAUAAGAGCCCCCCCCCAUCCAAAAUGAGACAUUUUCAAAAAAAUAAAAUUGUCUGUGUAUAUACCUGUA